AUGGAUCAUCGACCGUCUUCUGUUGAUACGUUCUUGACACACCAUCACCACCACCAGCACCAUCAUCAUCAUCAUCGUCUUCAUCAGCAGGAUUCGUCAAGAUGGUCAUCCAGAGAAGAUUUGUUGAACGGAUCAGCGGCAAGCAACGAAAAUGAUUCCUUAUUCGUUGCGUUGUACGAUUUCCACGGUGUUGGCGAAGAGCAGCUUUCGCUGAAGAGAGGUGAUCAUGUGCGGGUGAUUGGACAUAAUAAAGCUGGCGAAUGGUGUGAGGCACAGUUAGUGAAUACCCGACGUGAGAAUUCGAGACGUACUGGUUGCAUUGGUUGGGUACCAUCAUCCUAUAUUGCACCUUCUAAUUCACUGGAAAAACAUUCGUGGUAUCAUGGAAAAGUAAGCCGAAGCGAAAGCGAGUACCUAUUAAGUUCCGGCAUUAGCGGUAGCUUUUUGGUGCGUGAAUCGGAAACCAGCAUUGGACAAUUUUCAAUUUCAGUACGGCAUGAUGGCCGCGUUUAUCAUUAUCGGAUUUCAGUGGAUCGCAACAAAUGGUUAUACAUAACACAAGAAAGCAAAUUCAAAACACUGGGCGAAUUGGUUCAUCAUCAUAGUCUUCAUGCGGACGGCCUUAUCUGUACGUUACUCUACCCAGCAUCCAAAAAGGAACGACCACCGAUGGUAUUUUCAUUAUCGCCAACUCAGCCUGAUGAAUGGGAAGUGGAGAGGUCAGAAAUUAUCAUGAGAAGUAAACUUGGCGGUGGACAAUAUGGCGAUGUUUAUGAGGGCUACUGGAAAAAGCACGAAAAAGUGGUUGCUGUGAAAACUUUGAAAGAAGAGGCUAUGGCGCUACACGACUUUUUGGCAGAAGCAGCAAUUAUGAAGGACUUACAUCAUCCGAAUUUGGUACAGUUAAUGGGAGUAUGUACUCGUGAACCGCCAUUUUAUAUUAUCACCGAAUAUAUGAAUAGAGGAAAUUUGCUCGACUAUCUCAGGAAAUGUGAUAAGAAAUUAUCACCAACAGUGCUGAUGUACAUGGCUACACAGAUUGCAUCUGGAAUGGCUUAUCUUGAAUCACGUAAUUUCAUCCAUCGGGAUUUGGCUGCACGAAAUUGUUUGGUAGCCGAAGAGAAUGUUGUCAAAGUUGCUGAUUUUGGUCUUGCACGAUUUAUGAGGGAAGAUACUUAUACUGCUCAUGCUGGAGCAAAGUUUCCGAUCAAAUGGACUGCACCAGAAGGUCUUGCCUAUAACACUUUCAGUACUAAAAGUGAUGUCUGGGCAUUUGGUGUACUAUUAUGGGAAAUCGCUACUUAUGGGAUGAGUCCAUAUCCAGGUGUUGAAUUGAAUAGUGUUUACGGAUUACUUGAAAAAGGUUUUCGAAUGGAUGCUCCGGAAGGUUGUCCUCCAUCAGUUUACCGGUUGAUGUUGCAAUGCUGGAAUUGGUCACCUAGUGAUCGGCCACGUUUCAAAGAAAUCCAUGCCAGCUUGGAAUCACUUUUUCCUCAAUCCAAUAUUGAUGAAGAGGUUGACAAGCAGUUAGAACGUUCACGUACAUCAUCACGGCGUCACAGUUUGUCAUCUCAUCGCAUUGCGAUAGGCAAUGAUUGCAUCAAUAUUCCGUCAAGCGUUGUACCAGUUGCAUCUCCGCGUAUCUCCGGUAUUCAGGGCAGCGGUUGUGCUGGAAAUAAUACUGGCACGGCUGUUGUAGUUCCAUCAACUAGCUCUUCGUUAGCUGGCACGUCGCUACCACCACCACCUACUAUCGAAUUCCCACCACCACCACCAUGGAACCAGGAUAGUUGCGUCGGUGGCGCGUCAUCAAAUUCUUCUACAGCCACCCAAUGCAGUAGUGCACGUGACAUUUGGGAUGCGGCUAAAAUAAAAACUGCCCAGCGUAAUCUACCGUUACCGAUUCCACCAUCAUCUGCAAAGCCAAAGUUGCAAAAACUAGAUAAUCUACCAACUUGUGACGUGUUGGUUUCGCCGCUAGCGGAGAAAAAUUUGCGCAAGGCGGUUAGCAAAUUUGGUACCAUGCCGAAAAAUGCUCGAAUUGAUGCAUACCUGGAAUCGAUGUCAUUGCAAGAAGAUGGUGACCAGUCGCCGAAUGCCAGUGGUGAAUGCAGUGGUGGUCUGUCAGAUGAUUCGCUGGAUGCUAUUCCAGAUUCCUACAAUAAUUGCUGGAAUAGGAAUGCAUCUGACGCAAUGAGUGAAAGUGUUAAUUUUGGCCAAAAUGAGUUGCUACAACAAUUAAAACAACGUUUGAAAAAAACAAAAUCGGAAUCUCCGGUAACUGUCACUUCUCGUAUUUCCGGUGUUAAUAACAUGACAAGUAUAGCUGAAAGAGUAAAAUCAUCGGUAGCAGUGAUUGCGAAAACUGAUUCGAAGUUGAAAAAGGUGGGUGGCGUGCCGAAACAACCGGAGGAACAGUGGUCACAGAGAAAAAAGACAGCGGCUGCACGAUCAUUGAAAUCCAAAGACUUGCCACGUGAGAUUGUUGCGAAUGAUGCUGAAACUGUAGCUACAAAGAGAACUACUUCAAAAGGUAGUCGAACUCAGGAUGCCGGAGAAAAUGAGCUGCGAGCACGAAUACGUCAACUACGGCAUGUGGAGAAGCAAAGCCCAGCCGAAAAACAAAAUCGAAUUGGCGGAAGACUUGAAUCGAUUAAUAUUGAAACAGCACGGGUACGGACGCUGAUAACGCAAAAAGUUGCCCCAUUGCAGCAUCAUCGUCCGUUUUCUAUGCAGCCGGAUGCUCUAAGUAGUGAAUCAUCCGAUGAUGAUUCCAGCGAAGCAGCUGUAGUACAAUCGGGACGACUAGAAAAAGAACCUUCGACGCAAAAAGCGGUUGCUAAACUACAUCCCAGAGCUUAUUCGACACUACAAAGAUCAAUUAAAGCCAGUUCUGUAAUACUACCAAAACGAGUCACUUCUAAUAAUGGUAUAGAUGAUGGCGAUGCAUUGACUAAAUUAAAACGUAAGGUAGCAGCUCAUCCUACAAUGCCUGACUGUAAUGAAACAGACGAACUCGAGCUUAGCGGAAGCAUGACACGAACCCAAUCACUCCGUGAUCUCGCUUCGAAAUUCGAGAAAUUGGGUAAUCCAGGUUUGAUUGCGACACCUUCCAAAGGGCCACUUCGUAGUGGAGAGAAACGUUACUCAAUGAUGGAAAAUGUUACCGAUACACGUGGUGCAGUAUCCACUUCUGAUAGCUCGAUUUCCAGUGCUCGAGAAAGUAGUCAGCCAACCGUAAGUCGAGAUUCGCUGUUGGAUUUGUAUCGACGCCUGGAAAGCUGUAUUUGUGAUUUGCGUAACGAGCGCGUUAGUCGAGUCAAAGGACAGCAUGCCGAUUAUUCCGAUGGACAACAUGCACUGUUGAUCCGAUUGAGUGAUUUGAUGCAACAGUUUCAUCACUUAUGCGCUAUUUAUGCCGAAAAUAUUUCACCACAUUCAAAGUUUCGUUAUCGUGAGCUACUGAAUCGUAUGGAUCUAUUUAUCCGUCAGUUACGGCAGUGCGCUUCAUCAUCUAAUGAAGUUAUGCAGGCCGAACAACACAUUAUACCUCAAUUUGAGCAAACAAUUCGUCAAAUUAUGCACUUGGUGCAAAGGUGA
Molecule: messenger RNA, 3600 nt
Organism: Brugia pahangi
Lineage: Eukaryota; Metazoa; Nematoda; Chromadorea; Rhabditida; Onchocercidae
Source: the annotation of a GenBank genome assembly